Messenger RNA from Cicer arietinum (chickpea), 1066 nucleotides. RefSeq lists its product as uncharacterized. Lineage: Eukaryota; Viridiplantae; Streptophyta; Magnoliopsida; Fabales; Fabaceae. The record is from RefSeq and is a predicted model, not a curated record.
ACCAUAGUAUCCUAUGGUGAGAAAAGAAAAAAUAAAACCGUUUUGAGUCGUUCUAAACUCAUUUCUACGCGGAAAUAAAGAAGGUCGCCACUGUUAGUACCGCGGAUCUUUGUUGUGACCGGGGUCUUCGCCGUCUUCGUGUCUUCUCCGCCGUCUUCGACCUGUGCUGCUCCCUCCUCGGCCGUCAGGAUCGGUGCAGCUCACUCCUUCUCGUCACAAUCCGUGUUCUUCACUCCGUCGCGUCACGAUCGGUGCUGCUCACUCCUUAGCGUCACAAUCUGUUUUCGCCUCUGCGAUUUUAACUUAUUUUCAUCUCUUCCCUAUCGGAUCAUCAAAAGGAAUUAUGAACCCAAAUCCAAAUUGUUAAAGCUUCACACUUGGCAAUCGAAAAUCACCGAUACACACUUCGAAUCAUUUAUAAAUCGCCAGAUCAAUUGGUUCGGAAAUCCCCAAUCAUGGGACCUGCUUCUGCUCUUGUCUGGUUCGUUCAUUCCCACUUCUUCUCCUUCGAAUAGCAGCUUCCUGAAUGGGAAAGGGUUUGAUAUGGGCAACAGCCGAAGACCUGUGUAACAACAGGGGUCGAGUUCUGUCGCUAUACCGUCAGAUACUACGAAGCCUGAAUUCUCCUUCGCUACCACUGAACUUUGCUGCAAGACAGGCGAAGAAAGCAAAAGUGCGUGCAAUGUUCUGGGUGGGUUCUGAUGAACGGUCAUUGCAUAACAUUGCCGACCUAAUUGAUGCUGCUGAAUACUCUCUCUCCUUUCUUAAAAAAGGCCAAUUUCCCCCUCGUUAUAUCACAUGAACAACACCUUCCGUUUCACUCAUUACAAUUUGGUAUGAACUUGAUACAAUCAUGAUAUUAUGUGGUUGUUAAGUAUAUGUAGUAGACGUGAUUUCUAUUUUCACUAUAUUGUAUUGGGACAAUUUUCAAAAUUGAACACAUCUAGAUCAAUCUUAGAGUAUGUCAUGUCAAACCUAAAUUCUACCUUAUUGUAUUAUGUUUAUAAUAACAGUGGCUCCGAUUUUAGUAGAUUAAAAAUCAACGCUGCGGCUUGAGUUCGGCUAA